AUGGCAACAGGUCGGAUGGACCAAGUCGGACACUCGGAGCAGCCUCGGGACCGUGUCACUUGCUGCACGCCUCGUUUCGAAACUCGCACGGCGCAAUUAAACGGAUUCCGGCCCCCAAGCAAGGAGACGCGACCUGCAGGCCCUCGGCACUCGACAGCCGCGUCGAAAGCGAUCGGAGACCAUUGUAGCUGCAUUGCGACCGCGCCGAGCACGCGCGCAAGAGAACAAUUGCUCUUUCCAAAAGAUUUCCGCGGCCAUCGGAGCCAAUUAGGUAAGGCAGAAUUCGGCCCUUUCCUCCCCGCGAUCUCGACGGCUUCAAGUGCUGCUUUUGUUCCUGCUACCCCAACCAUGUCCGAUUCCCUUGUGCCGGAGACCAGAGUACUGGCGGUCGCCAGCCAGGUCGUCUAUGGCCAUGUGGGCAAUUCAAUGGCGACAUAUGCCAUGCAGUCCCUCGGAUGCGAGGUCGCUGCGUUGAACACAGUGCAUUUCAGCAACCAUACCGGCUACCGGCAGUUCAAAGGCACGCGCGCAACCGCACAGGAGAUUACAGACUUGUACCAGGGCCUAUGCCAGAGUAACCUCACAGACUUUGACGUCAUGCUGUCCGGGUAUGCUCCCAGCGCUGCGGCCGUGGACGCAGUUGGCGCGAUUGGGAUGGAUCUGAAGAAGAAAGCGGAGAAAAAUCCGGGCUCUUUCUUCUGGGUGCUGGACCCGGUGAUGGGUGACCAGGGUAGACUAUACGUCAAUGACGAUGUCGUUCCGGCAUAUAAAAAAGUCAUCCAUCAUGCAGAUCUGAUUCUGCCCAACCAAUUUGAAGCCGAAGUCCUCUCCGGCAUCAAAAUCACCUCCCUCGCCACGCUGGCGGAGGCCAUCACCGCAAUCCACCGAAUCUACUCAGUCCCUCACGUCAUCAUCACUUCUAUGCAGCUAUCCAACCUAUCUCAAUCUGGGUCCACCCCUAGUCCGCCGGAGAAUUUCUUGACCGUCAUUGGAUCAACUACCCAGAGCAAUGGGUCUCCACGCCUAUUCCGUAUUGAUGUUCCGGCACUGGAUUGCUUUUUCAGCGGCACUGGUGACAUGUUCGCUGCACUGAUGGUUGCCCGCCUGCGAGAAGCUGUUGCAGCGGCGGGCGAAUGUCUCCAGUCCACUGCAUCUUGGGUGUCGCCCGAUAAUGUGGUAGCCAGCAAACUUCCAUUGGCACAGGCCACUCUGAAGGUACUUUCAAGCAUGCACAGCGUUCUCGAGCGGACCAUGGAAGCCCGCAAUGCAGAGCUGGCCAAGAGAGCUCUGGAACCCACUCAAAAUGGAACUCUGAGCAAUGAGGAGCAACAAAAGCAAGACUAUCUGCGACGGACAAAGGCUGCCGAAGUUCGACUGGUCCGGAACGUGCGAUUCUUGCGAGACCCUCUUGUCCAAUUCGCGGUACAGGAAUGGCAAAAGGAAGACCUCCCCACAGGGCUGCAAUAG
Molecule: messenger RNA, 1467 nt
Organism: Penicillium argentinense
Lineage: Eukaryota; Fungi; Ascomycota; Eurotiomycetes; Eurotiales; Aspergillaceae
Product: pyridoxal kinase
Exons: 7
Coding region: 1-1467 (488 amino acids)
Biological process (GO): pyridoxal 5'-phosphate salvage
Cellular component (GO): cytosol
Molecular function (GO): pyridoxal kinase activity
Source: RefSeq, a predicted model, not a curated record